AUUUUCGUAGAGAGAAAUCAAUCGCCGACCAUGGUUUUCGCUUGGUGCAGGUCAGCAUCUAAGCUUGCUUCCGUUUGUGGUCGAUUCCUAUCUAUCUCCGCCGUUGUGAGUUUGGCUCCGCCGCGUCCCAUGGUCUCUCGUGGCUUUCUUUCCUCGACGGCUAUUGAUGAUCGCCAGAGCUCCAACCAAAUGUUUCUUUAUAUGCUCUGCUCUGGCUUUAUACCACCUAAAGUUGAUGAUGAGCCGACUCCAGGAAUAAACCCUUACACAAUUGAAGAUGAUGGAGGUAAGACUGUGACAUUGACUAGAGACUACCAAGAGGAAUAUAUUGUAGUUGUAGCAGGUAUGCCCUAUGAAGAAUAUGAUGGAUUAUGUUUUCCACUAACUGUGAAUUUUACCAAGAAGAUCAGUGGCCUCAGCCUCGAGUUUAGGUGCACGGCUUUUCCUCUUAAUGGUACUUCCAUGAAUGGUGUAUCUGUGAUUAGUCGGGGGAAUUAUUGGGAGGAUCAACGGCCGUGUGAUUUAAACGUGGAUUACAGACACAGUUAUUUGCGUAUGAUAUUUGAUUAUAGCCCAAAAUUUGCCUUGUACAAGUACAUGACGACAGGCACGCGAAAGUACGUGGUAUGGUUGAAACAUCUUAAGAAGUUUUUGGAGGAAUGA
Molecule: messenger RNA, 663 nt
Organism: Arabidopsis thaliana (thale cress)
Lineage: Eukaryota; Viridiplantae; Streptophyta; Magnoliopsida; Brassicales; Brassicaceae
Product: Mitochondrial glycoprotein family protein
Exons: 4
Coding region: 31-663 (210 amino acids)
Source: RefSeq, marked reviewed